Rangifer tarandus platyrhynchus (Svalbard reindeer) is the source of this 1653-nucleotide messenger RNA. The record is from the annotation of a GenBank genome assembly. Lineage: Eukaryota; Metazoa; Chordata; Mammalia; Artiodactyla; Cervidae.
AUGCGGCUCCUGUCUCUGGCCACAGAUAGGCCCCGGCGGGGCGGCCCCCGCCACCUGCCCUCCGGCAGCCCCGCGCCGCCGCCGCUGCUGCUGCUGCUGCUGGGUGUUUGCCUGGGGGCCUCCGGGGCGGCGAAGGGCUCUCGGAGGCCCAAUGUGGUGCUGCUGCUCGCUGAUGACCAGGACGAAGUGCUCGGCGGCAUGACACCACUGAAGAAAACCAAGGCUCUCAUUGGAGAAAUGGGAAUGACUUUCUCUAGUGCUUAUGUGCCAAGUGCUCUCUGCUGCCCGAGCCGAGCCAGCAUCCUGACAGGGAAGUACCCACACAAUCAUCACGUGGUUAACAACACUCUGGAGGGGAACUGCAGCAGCAAGUCUUGGCAGAAGAUCCAAGAGCCGAAUACUUUCCCAGCAAUUCUCAGAUCCAUGUGUGGUUAUCAGACCUUUUUUGCAGGGAAAUACUUAAAUGAGUAUGGAGCCCCAGAUGCAGGUGGACUUGGACACGUUCCUCUGGGCUGGAGUUACUGGUACGCAUUGGAAAAGAAUUCUAAAUAUUAUAAUUACACCCUCUCUAUCAAUGGGAAGGCGCGGAAGCACGGUGAAAACUACAGUGUGGACUAUCUAACAGAUGUCUUGGCCAAUGUCUCCUUGGACUUCCUGGACUACAAGUCCAACUCUGAGCCAUUCUUCAUGAUGAUCUCCACCCCAGCGCCUCAUUCGCCAUGGACGGCUGCUCCUCAGUACCAAAAUGCCUUCCAGAACGUCUUUGCACCAAGAAACAAGAACUUCAACAUCCAUGGAACGAACAAGCACUGGUUAAUUCGGCAAGCCAAGACCCCAAUGACUAAUUCUUCAAUACAGUUUUUAGAUAAUGCAUUUAGGAAAAGGUGGCAGACUCUGCUCUCAGUGGAUGACCUCGUGGAGAAGCUGGUCAAGCGAUUGGAGUUCAAUGGGGAACUCAGCAACACCUACAUCUUUUAUACCUCAGACAACGGCUAUCACACCGGACAGUUUUCUUUGCCAAUAGACAAAAGACAGCUGUAUGAAUUUGAUAUCAAAGUUCCACUGUUGGUUCGAGGGCCUGGGAUCAAACCAAAUCAGACAAGCAAGAUGCUUGUUGCCAACAUUGACUUGGGCCCUACUAUUUUGGACAUUGCGGGCUAUAGCCUGAAUAAGACCCAGAUGGAUGGGAUGUCUUUUUUGCCCAUUUUGAAAGGGACCAGUAAUCUGACUUGGCGAUCAGACGUCCUGGUGGAGUAUCAGGGAGAAGGCCGCAAUGUCACUGACCCCACGUGUCCUUCCCUGAGUCCUGGCGUGUCUCAAUGUUUCCCUGACUGUGUGUGUGAAGAUGCGUAUAACAACACCUACGCCUGCGUGCGGACCAUGUCAGAACUGUGGAACCUACAGUACUGCGAGUUUGAUGACCAGGAGGUGUUCGUAGAAGUCUACAACCUGACUGCAGACCCACACCAAAUCAAUAACAUUGCUAAAAGCAUAGACCCAGAGCUUCUGGGGAAGAUGAACUAUCGACUGAUGAUGCUGCAGUCCUGUUCUGGACCAACCUGCCGCACUCCAGGGGUCUUUGACCCCGGGUACAGGUUUGACCCUCGUCUCAUGUUCAGCAGUCAUGGCAGCAUCAGGACUCGAAGGUUUUAA